AGGUUUACCAUUGCGGUAAUCCGGUUCAGACAUGACAAGUGCGGCCGACUGAAGCUCAACUCAGUACAGCUUUCUGCCCCGGGGGCUUCAAAAAACUCCGCCACACCGUCUCAGCACCGAGCUGGACGUGUGAGCACAAUGCCGCGGUGUAUGGAUGCGUGUUACGACGAGACCCGUUCGUCCGGGAGGAGAAGUGCUCCCUUGUCAAGCUAGUUUGGUCCGUCAGCAGUGGUGAUGGUGAGCGCCGGGCUGGAUGAGCAGCGAGUAGCCUGACGCCACUUCAGCACAGGCCGGGACGAGCCUUUCAGUUGAGCCCGGAGCACCGAGACACCCGGAUGCUUCGAAGUUCACGGGUAAUAAACGGGGUAGUUGGACACAGUUAGCCCGCUCCAAACGGUCUCACCAAUUCCUGCUGAAAGUGAGACCCAACCAGCUUUCACGGUGGAAACCAGAAGAAGAGCAAAGAUGAAUGCUGUGCGGGGGGGCACAGUCACCUGGCGUCCCCAGCCAUGGCAGGACGGGGACGGAGGAGGAGGGGAGCCGCUGUCAGACAGCGACUCCGAAGAGGAGGACUUCCCCGAUGACAGCACCACACCGCUGGGGGACUACAUUACCCACGGACUGAAGCAGCUCCUGGAUGCUCAGCAGCUGUGUGAUGUGACUCUGCUUGUUGAGGGGAAAAAGUUCAUGUGUCACAGAGUCCUUUUAGCGGCAGUGAGUCCCUACUUCCGGGCCAUGUUCACCAGCCCUCUGGUGGAGUCCCGCCUCACCGAGAUCCGACUGGAGGAAGUGACGCCGUCUGUUAUGGAAACUGUGAUCCAGUUUGUGUACACCGGUGAAGCGGGGCUCUCCCUGGACACAGCAGAGGAUCUGUUUGUGGCUGCCAACCGCCUUCAGGUCAUGCCCCUUCAAGACUUGUGCUCCAGGUUUCUAUUUGAGCACCUCUCAGUGGAUAACUGUCUGGGGAUGUAUUCACUGGCUCGCUCUCACCAUGACCAGCUUCUGCUGCGUGCCUCCCUGCGGCUCGUAGCCCAACACUUUCCUCGGGUGGCUCGGCAGAAAGAUUUCCUUCUGCUUGACCAUGGCACCUUAGGCAGCCUCCUGAGCUCCGACCGCCUCGGGGUGGACUCUGAGGCGGAGGUCUACGAUGCGGCACGCCGCUGGGCAGAGCACCAGCCGUUGGACCGCUACGCCCACAUGCCGGCACUGCUUCACCACCUGCGCCCAGGACUGCUGUCCCAGGAGGAGAGUCGAAGGCUGAGCCAGGAACUGGGGCCUGCUGCUGCGGGGGAAGGCCUCGGUGGACCUCUGAGACCACGUGAGGGAAUGUUUGAGAAAAAGAUUGUCUGCGUGGAUCUGACACCUCGGGAAGAUGAGAAUUUAGCUGCAAGAGACUACACAGUGGACUGCUUUGACCCUCGGACAGGGAAGUGGGAGAAGUUAGCAGCUCUGGGUUCACUUGUGAGUCCUGGCUGCACGGCUGUGGGUGACAGGCUGUUUGUAGCUGGUGGGAUCCUGCGGACCGGCUCUGUGUCUGCAGCCGUGCAUGAGUAUGAUGCUGUGUUGGACCGCUGGAUAGAGCGACCUUCGAUGGUCCAGCCCCGGGCUAUGCUUGGUCUGCUGGGCUGUGGAGAGUCCCUCUAUGCUUUGGGUGGCAGUAACCGCUCCGCUCUGCUGGACUCCAGCGAAGCCCUGGAGCUGACGACGCUUCAGUGGGGCCCCGGGCCUCGGCUGCCGCUCCCACUGCGAGCCUUCGCCUGUGCAGCGCUGCGUGGACGACUUUACCUUCUGGGUGGAACCACACUUGAACAGAACCGGGCUGUGGUCCACUCAGGUGUGCUCAUUUAUCACACCCUGACAGACUGUUGGACACGUGUGGCGCUGGACUCUGGUGCCACCUGCCUUGCUGGAGGAGUAGCAGUGCGAGGGGGAGUCUGCGCUAUCGGCGGAUACAUGAGGGAUACUACAAAGUUCCUGGAUGGAAACUACACCAAUCUGGAGACUUUAGAUGCUACUGGCCGGGUGCUGUUCUUUAGAGAGGGCCGGGGGUCAGGCGUGGAGAGGGAGGUGACCGGAGGAGGAGUGAUGGUCAGCGCAGAGCAGCGGGGGGUGGGUGGUGGAAGCGACCGAGCACCGAGUCCUGUUGUCUUUCCCGGGUUGCCACGGCGGAUUGCAGCAGGGGGUGUGGCCAGGUGGAAAAGGAGGAUUUAUGUGUUGGGUGGGGAAAACGGCUCGCGGUUCUAUGACAGCGUGUACUGUUGGAAACCCGGCUGGCGCAGCUGGGUCCAGAGACGGGAAAAACUCCCGGGAGACACUGGAGGGGUGAGCCAGUUCGGGUGUACCACUCUAAAAUUUCCUAAGAAACACAUCCUGUCCAGACUGAGACUAGCCAAAGAAAACUGCAAGAAGCCCUCUAACUAGCCUGACAUGGAUCAGUAUGACUGGAGAGGCAGAGAUGAGCUCCAGGCUGAAUGAGCUCCUUGUUGACCUCUUGAAAUUUUGGUGUGAGAAACUGAAUCACAAGGAAAAUACAAUUUUAUACAGUCUGAGUGCAGCGGCAGAGCAGGACUUGAUGGUAUGAGAUGUAUCAUCAUCGACAGUCAUGCAGAUGGAGGGCAAGUGGAGCCAGGAGCUGGUUAAAAGUCAGGCAACAUGCACCUGAAUGUAACCUAAUUCACUAAAUGUCAGAACAGUGAAGUCCUUUGAAAGAGAAAAGGGCCUUUGAGUAGUUUUCUUAAAAGUGUAAUGUCAUGUUCAGCUCGCUGCUGAUGUCAUAUUUUUCAGGCAGUUUGGAAAUCAUUUCAAUGCUGUGAAUUUCUUGUCAGCGUCUAGUUUGGACACAAGGAUACUGGCACAUUUCCGACCACGCUUUCUUCCACUUUAUUUGCAUAAAUGCUGUCUUUUGUCUGACGUGGGCCCGUGAAGCCCUUUGACACUGCUAAAAGGGCUACACAAGUAAACUUGAGGAGACAUAUCAUAAACUGACUGGCUUCUAGACAGUUCUCACUUGUACAAUAAGUUAGUCAUUUUUUAACCCGCCUGUUGUCCUCACUUAUGGGCACGCAAAAAAAAAACAAUAUUAUUUGUUGUCAGAAAAAAAGAAAAAAAAAGAAAAGGGCAACAAAAUUCCCAAAUUUCUGAAAAUUUGCAAAACCUUCAGGAAGAAAAUUCCAGUAAUUCCUUAAAAGUUUUAUUUUUUAAAAAAAGAGGAAAAUUCUUGUAAAUAUUUUCAAUAUUUUGGUGGAUUUUUUUGUGAAUGUUCUUAAACAUUUUUAACAAUUCUUUUUUCCAUCAAAAAAUGUUCAGAGAUUUCCCAAAAAUGGUGAAAAUGUGGAUGUCAGAAGUUUCACUGUGCAAAUAUAUUUUUUUCCCCCACAUUUUCAAACUUUAAAACGGGUCAAUUUUGACUCGCAGGACAACACGAGGGUUAAAAUAUAACAUCUUUCAAAAACUAGGUGUUUUACAAAGACAUGAGCAAAUAAUAAUUGCAUGAAUAAUACUUAAUGGACAUCUGCCAGACUAUAUCGGACUGAAUUCAGGUUCAAAAGGGACGAGGAUGAAGGUGUAGUCAGGGAGCUUGCCUUAAUGAUGAUCUUUAUGAAUUUAAAAUAAUUUCUAAAACAUGCAGGUGUCUAGAUAUGUGUUGUGUGGAUUCUUUAGUUGGAUUUAGUGAGUAGUCCUGCUGCAGCGUUCUGGAGCAGCAGAAGCUUUGAUGGGUGCUAUUACGUAAGUCAGGAGCACAGUGAGUUACAGUGAUCUGUAUUGACUGCAUGCGUCACAGUUUCCACAUGUGUUGUGGAUAGAAAUGAUCUAAUUUUAAAAGUAUUUCAAAGGUGCAAGAUGUAAAAAUUAACAGUAGACUUGAACUGGAGGCCAAAAUGAAGUUUGUUGUGGACUAUAACACCUACAUUCCAGGAGGAUAGGGAGCCUAAAUAGGGGGGAAAUGUGUGUGAGUUUUUUAGAGUUUGGAUUUUUAGCAUCUGUGAGAUGGUAUUGUGUAUUGUGAGUGAAGAACUACGUCCGAUUGUCAUCUGCAUUAGAAUGGUGUUUGUGGAGGAUUGUCGGUGCUGGAGAUUGGUUUGGCUAGCUUGCUGGUAUUUCUUUAAAUCAGGGUGGUUCAGUGACAGUGCUUCUGCAAAAUAGUGACAGGGAGCAUUUUCCAUGGAACUGUCAUUUAAAUGUCUACUUCAGGCAUAUGGGUUCUGUAAAGAGACAAUUGAGACAAUUUGAAUUGUAAUUGGCACUAUGUAAAUGAAAUUCAAUUAAACUGAAUUGAUUCACUACACAUUUGGUAGAUGUGGCUUAAUACAAGAGCCAAGUAGUUGGGAAAACUUCACAUCUUUAGCGUGAAGGUUGCUGCUCGAAGGUCCGUCUGGUCCUGAUUCAAAGGGAUUUGAAAAUGGUAACAUGCAGAUAGUAGAAGAGGAAAGGAGUCGUACAUGUAAUGCAUAGAAGAAUAGGCAGACUUUUACCUGAAGUCUACAUCCUACAAGUCAGACUAAUCCAAAGGUAACAUGUAGAGAAUAGACUGAGCCUUGAGCCACUCAUUAAGUGCAGAGGAAAGUGGAAGAAUUGCAGACUGAUGGCCACGGUUUUCUGUUGGAAAUACAGGAACAAAACUGCUGUAGGGUCACCUGAUGUUUAAGGUAUUUAAUAAAAAUCACAUGGUGGAGUAGAUGUUAGCUGGCAGAAGAACAUUGUUAACUAAAAAGAGCUUCAUCGGUGUUGCAGUUUGCACUUAAACCUGUCUGAAAUUUAUGACAGCAGGGUUUUUCCUGGCUCAGAAUGGAUCUUUGGGUGGUGACUGUGCACAGCUAUAAGUGUGAUUUGUUGGCAUACACUACAGGCAAUGAGUCUGUGUUGCCUUUGUUGACAGAAAUCUGCAUUUUCCUGUUAUUUCUGAACAUUUGACUAACAAAAAUGUGUAUUAUGCUUGAGCAAACGGAAAGAAAAUUAAAAAAACAGGUUAAAAACAUCUACAUUCUCUAAUUUUGGCGUUUAUUGUUGGCCAAAGUCUCUUCUACAUGCUGAUAUGAGCAGAGAGAUCCCAGCACAGAGCCCAUUGACAUUUACACUGUAUAGUCCAUGAUCUCCUCAGCAGCAGUUUUUUCCAAGACCCUGGCCAAGACGGGGAGUUGAGAUAUUGUGCAAAAGCUAUUAAAAAUGAAUGGGCCAGAGUUGACUCAUUCGGAGGUGCUUGAACUACAACUGAUUUAAAAUAUUCAGGCGCAUUGUGAAAGUGAGGAACUGUAAUAGAUGAUGACUUGGAUGCAUGGAGAUACUGACUUUGAGUAUUUCUCUAAGGAAGUGAGUUGAACAGAAGCAUAUUUUUAGCUCAUUUCUUUUUCGACAACAGCGACAAAUUAGGGAGAAACUGUUUGAGCACAUUGACUACCAUAAACCAAAGGUAAACAUCUGGUUCUGUGAGUGGCUUGGGAUUUACAGCAAACCGUACUAGUAGCUGGAGCUGUGUUGUUUCAUCUGUGGCUCAUUCAUUCAGCUUCAUAGUACCAGGAUAGUGUACCUGACUGGGUUGUGUCACCACCAGUGUGCAAAACAUGGACCAAAUAGUGUCUUUUUACUCGGUAGAAUAAAACAAAAGUGGACAAAUUGCAAUGGAAGAAAUGUGCAGAGAAAAGUUAAAGAUAAUAUUCAAUAUUAACACAUACAGUAAGACCAUGUGUGCUUUUACGUGUACGAACAAAAUCUACCAUCAAAGGCAUCUGCAAAGAAAAUCUGUCCUUCUGACAGACUUGCUGCUUCAUAUUUUUAGCUAGAUCUCACUGUAUAAUUCCAGCAAUAAAUGUCUGAAGGUGUCGUGCAGCCGUGUGGGAAUAUGACCGACAGUAUCCUUGUGUCUAGACUCACUCUAUCCAGCGUCGUUCCUGAACCUCCAGGCCAGGUGGGCAGCUGUCUGCACUCGCUUCAGCCGCCGUCCACAGGAAUCUGAAUGUACUUGGCUUGGAGGUUCUGGAUUAUUUACUCACUCUGACAUUGCACAUUAUUUAUUGAAAUGUGUUUUAAUGGGUUUUAUUGUUGUUUUGAGUGCCGAGACGUUCUGUAAACUACACAUUUGCCCAGAAAUAUAAGCGCGUUGUUUAGCUGCAACAGGCCAGUAAUGAUUCAGAGUGACUGCACCUUCCCUAAAGACUUUAGUUAGACUGUGACGGUCUCCUUUAAGAUCACAACAGUGGAAUUUAACACUACAGGCAGCAAGCACAGAACCCCCCCAGUGACACAGCUACUGCACUGCUUAAACAUUUAGAUUAAAAACACUGUGGUCUUUGUUUUUCUUCAUACUAUGAAAUACAGAAUAGAUGAUACAUUGCUUCCUUUCAUUUAGUCUGCUAUGUGUGAUUAAUAUGUAAAAUCAAACAGAAUUCCAGCCUCCCUUUUUUUCCUAACCCAGCUUCUGUUAUCCCGUUUAGUUUUCACGGUAAAGGUGUAACAUAUUGAUAUGUUUCCACUGUUGCUCCCUCCUGCCCUUCACUCUGCCAGUGCCAUAGCAGAUAAACUGACAGGGAUGACUUAGCAGCACAGUAAACCCAGAGGUUCUUCUGCUCUCAUUAAUCAUGGUGUAAAACCCCGGUGUAGGAGUUUUCAUGGAGGUGCUGUUGUACAGCGACUGUAAUCGUCUCUGUUUAUGGUUUACAGUUUCAAACUUGUGGGGUUUGCUUCACAAACACAAGAACAGUCUAACAUUUGCUCCGAGAUUCAAAUUACAAGAGCGUUUCAGAAAUAUAAUGACUGACUUAUUUUAGGCUUAGAAAGUCAACCCCUCGACCCUCAGGCUGACUUAGAGCUAUGUUUCCUUGGUAACGCUCAGAGACACAAACUGGUGAAAACGUGAAGAAACAUGGCUCAGAGUUCAGGGUUUGCUGAUAAUGUUCUGCAGCGAGCAACGAGACAGAAGAGCUUUUUGAGAGCGCAGUAGUCUGCUUUGCAGAGUUAUCUCAGUGAAAAUUGUUGUUACUGGUAAAUUUGUUGAGGAGGCGUUGGUAUCCAAGUAGUUUGACACAGUUGUUACUCUGUCAAGGAACACAGCGGAGUUAUGUGACGAUUGACGUUGGUUUGUCCGUCUGUUAGCAACAUUACUCAAAAAUGGACUAACCAAUUUACAUGAAGUUUUCAGGGAAGGUCAGAAAUGACACAAGGACCAAGUGAUUAGAUUUUGGUAGUGAUGCGGCUUCUAGUCUGGAUCUACGAUCUCUGUAGCAUUGAUAGAGGCACAGACUCGACGGCAAGUGAACACUACAUCAGCUGUCUGCUGACGAUCACGUGAUGGCGAUGCUACUAUAAAUCCAACACUGCUGACUUAUCAGGACUUAAACGUUGGAAAUGAUACAAGGAAUGAGCAGCCUUGGCGGAGUACUGCACUCUCUGAGUGCUUUUCUAGUUCAGUCUGUUGUAUUUUAUUGUUUGGAAAAGGUCUUAAUUUAGUCAUAAUUUGUAGCAAAAUUCUCCCACUUAAAGCUGUUUUUUUUGUGUGUGUGUCGCUGGAAUAAAAUUCCAGACUAAACUUUGAGGAGAUGUUGGAAACUUGACUUUCACAUUUCCUCUUGACUCCAUAUACAGGGUUUAGAAAAUGUAACCUAUGACAGGAAACUUUGGCCAAUCACAGGUCUUUUCACCAGGAUGAGCUGAGAUAGUGUAAAAAGCCACAGCGUCAUCUCUAGGUGUUGAAUGUGGAGGCAGAAUGGGUUAAACUGAGGACUUUUGAUGCUUUUCCAUUAGCAUCUACUCUGCUCGACUCUGCUCGGUUUGUGAGGUUUUCAAUUAGGAUGUAGCACCUGGUACCAGGUACUAUUUUAGUACUCGGCUAGGGUUCCAGGUGAGCUGAGUCGAGCCAGUAAUGUGACGUCUGCUGAGUGCAGGCCACUGAUUGGACAGGGAGUGACACACACGAGAGCGGCUCCUUCACGAAAACUGGUGAGUGUUUGGUGACUUCAAGAAACUUUUAUCAUUACUUAUCUCAUUGGUGGCAAGCUCACUUUAAAAAACAAGUAUGUUUUUUAAAGUAACGUCGUUGUCUUCUGUAUGCAGACAAUAAGCUAGCUAGCUAGUUAGCCAUCAAGGCUAACUCCAUGGCCGGGCCGCCGUGCUAUGACGACUCCACCCACGAUGAGGUGGUACUCAGUUGUAAUGGAAAACGACCUAAGCCAAAUCAAGCCAAGUGCUAGUGGAAAAGCGCCAUUUGAGUUCUGUGUGAGACUUGAAGUGCUGACUUGUGGCCGCCGUGGCUUUCUAAUGAGCAAAUGUUUCACUAAAAUCAGACUGUAAAUUAGAUCUGAGCCAAGCUAAGGAAAAGUCUGUCUUUGUGAAGUCGACCCCGUAUCGUACGUAAGCCAAGUAUGUGGCAGACCAAAAAAAAAGAAUAGAACAAGUAGCAAAAACUCUUAAGUAAGGUUCUCUAAUUCAGCACUAGGUGGUCAAACUCACAGUAGAGAGUUUUUUUUGUUUGUUUUUUUUAUUGUUGUGAGCUUCAGUUUGUAUUUCCAGGAAAACCUAACACCACACUGUCUGUUUUAGUUCCACAACAUGCUCUGAAUUUUCACCCAGAAAUGUCAGAUGGACUGCUUUCCUUUUCUUCGGUGUGCUUACAGCUUGUAUGACAUGUGAACAGUGUGUGAUUGUGUACGCAUGCAUGUUUUCUAUGCCGAGGCGUAAAUCUGCUCUUUGCGCACAUCCACACCUUCUUGCUGUGCGACCAUUCAGAGAAGUGAAGCUGCCCUCAUUUGUACAACCUAAUGACUUUUGUGAACUGAAAGGCAAAUGGAUGAAAGCAGUGCUAUGAAAUGAUUAAAGGACUAUUUGCUUACA
Messenger RNA from Acanthochromis polyacanthus (spiny chromis), 8820 nucleotides. RefSeq lists its product as uncharacterized. The record is from RefSeq and is a predicted model, not a curated record. Gene Ontology annotation, molecular function: protein binding. NCBI's taxonomy places the organism in Eukaryota, Metazoa, Chordata, Actinopteri, Pomacentridae.